GAACACCUUUAGUCAUUGAUUAUUAGUCAAAGCGUUUGAAAACGGUUGAAAUGACUCCAUUUUGAAUUAUUUGAUUACCAAGUAUUUAAUUUGUUUAAAGUUAAUUUCUGUGGUUCCUUCAACUAUUUUGCAUUAUCUUUUUAGCCAUCAAGUUCCCCACCUUUCCUUUGUUCCCUUCUUUUUUGAUAACAAUCGGUUAUUAUUUGUGAGGUGAUUUACAUUAUUUGGAAAACAACAUGACGGACGCGGGUUUCUUCCGUGGUACUUCAGCUGAGCAGGACAAUCGUUUUUCAGAUAAACAGAAAAAAUUGCUUAAGCAAUUAAAGUUUUCUGAAAACCUUAAUCACAAGGUUGAUCUAACUAAAGUAAAUUUGGAUGCCUUAAAACCUUGGAUAUCUAAACGAUUAGAGGAAAUUUUAAUGAUGGAUGAUGAUGUUGUGGUUGAUUUUGUUAUCAAUCAAUUAACUGAAAACAAAUUUCCUGAUGGUAAAUUAUUACAAAUUAAUCUGACCGGCUUUCUAAAUGGUAAAAUGGCGCGUGAGUUCAUGGGCGAGCUAUGGGAUCAUUUGUUGGAAGCUCAAGCAUCUCCUGAUGGUAUACCUCCUAAAUUAGCUGAAUUGAAAAAGCAAGAAGCUAAUAAAAAAUCAACCUCACCUAACAAAGUAGAAGAAAUUAUCAAGAAAAUUACACCACCAGUUGCUGAUAAUAGCCCGACUAGUCAUCGAUCUGGUCCAAACAAAUCAAGAUCACCUUCACCUUCAUCAAAAUUGAAUAAAAGUCCGCGUAAGGAUGAUAGUGCACCAACUGAACCAAAUUUGCAAAGUAAACGAUUUUAUCGUGUCCGUGAAGAUGGUGAUAAAAAUGGCUCUCCAGACCCUUCUGAUAGGCAACGUGAAAGUCGCAAGCGAAGAGCUUCUUCUGGUAGUAAUGUUUCAGAUAAGUCCCGUCAUUCACGAUCAAAAUCACCAGCGCGAUCUAAAUCAAGAUCUAAAUCACGAUCUAGGUCUGGUUCUCAUCGUAAAAGUCGAUCUCUAUCCGGCUCUCGGUCAAGUUCUAGAUCACCUGCUAGACGACGUCGAUCACCGAGUCCAAGAUGGAGAAGGAAAAGUCGUUCAUUUUCACCUCGCAGGAGACGCAGUCGAUCUUUUUCACCUCGAAGGCGGCGAAGUCCCAGACGGUUUAGAUCUCCUCCCAGGCGACCUUUCUAUAGACGGUCUCCUCGCGGUCGUUUCUCAUCUCGACGUUGGUCUCCUCGACGAGAUUAUCGCUCUCCUUCGCCUAGAAUGAGACGCUCACGUUCUAGGGGUAGAAGAUCUGUUUCAUCACCUCGACGAAGAUCACCCUCACCAUAUCGACGUAGAUCGCCAAGUUUCCGUGCAAGUGAACGUACACCUUCACCACGUUUACGAAGUAGUGACAAUAGUGAAAGUGAUUAUGAAAGGAAAAAGAAGAAGAAGCAUAAGAAAAAUAAAAAGCACAAGAAAUCUUCAAUUAAAUCUAAAAGCCCGCGCAAGGAUGAUGCCACACCAACCGAAGCAAGUACACAAAGUAAACGAUUGUAUCGUGCUCGUGAAAAUGAUGAUAAAAAUGGUUCUCCUGCUCCUUCUGACAAGUUACGAGAAGGCCGUAAGCGAAAAGCUUCAUCUGCUAGCAACGACUCUGCAGAGUCUCACCAUUCAGACUCUAAAUCACCAGCGUUAUCAAAAUCAAGAUCUAAAUCUAGGUCUAGGUCUAAAUCACGCUCUAGGUCCGUUUCACAUCGUAAAAGCCGAUCUCGAAGUGAAUCAGGUUCACGUUCAAGUUCUAGAUCACCUGUCAAACGUCGACGAUCACCCGAAAGUGAUUAUGAAAAGAAAAAGAAGAAGAAACAUAAAAAGAAUAAGAAAAACAAGAAACACAAAAAGCAUAAGCGCAGUUCUAAAAAGAAGAAUCCUUCAUCGGAUUCAGAAUGAAGACCAAACCAAAAUGGAGAUCAAUGAUUGAAAUUGAUAAAUAAAAUUGAAUUCUUCUAUUUAACAAUUGAAUUCAUUUUUUGGUUUAUUUUCUUUACCAAGUCAUUUUUCGUGUUCAACUAAUUGCUAUUAGAAUUAUUAUAGCUAUAUCACGUUUAGGCUCUUGACUCUAGAUAAUUUAAACAAUAGUAUUAGAUUAGAUUAGAUUGUGAAUCUUCUUCUCCUUUUAAGGUGAUCUUAUGAUUGCGCGAACAUUUAGGCACUUGCGUUUACGUUUCCUAUGACACUCAAUAAAAUUAAUAACAUAAAUACAUUAAUUGCAGCUAUUGUUCAUCCAAUGUAUGUAAUUAAUCAACCGAAUCAAAUCUUGGUAGGGUUAAUAAUUUUUAAUUACAACUAGUUUCAAGUAAAAAUACUGUAAAUGAUG
Tetranychus urticae (two-spotted spider mite) is the source of this 2379-nucleotide messenger RNA. RefSeq lists its product as uncharacterized. The record is from RefSeq and is a predicted model, not a curated record. Gene Ontology annotation, biological process: regulation of mRNA splicing, via spliceosome. Lineage: Eukaryota; Metazoa; Arthropoda; Arachnida; Trombidiformes; Tetranychidae. Gene Ontology annotation, molecular function: RNA binding. Gene Ontology annotation, cellular component: spliceosomal complex.